Messenger RNA from Cynocephalus volans (Philippine flying lemur), 1281 nucleotides. RefSeq names its product amidohydrolase domain containing 1 (gene AMDHD1). Gene Ontology annotation, molecular function: imidazolonepropionase activity. Lineage: Eukaryota; Metazoa; Chordata; Mammalia; Dermoptera; Cynocephalidae. Bases 1 to 1281 code for a protein of 426 amino acids. The record is from RefSeq and is a predicted model, not a curated record. Gene Ontology annotation, cellular component: cytoplasm. The transcript is spliced from 9 exons.
AUGGCGGGCGGCCACCGCCUCCUGCUGGAGAACGCGCGGCAGGCGGUGCUGGUGUGCGCCCGCGGCGAGCGCUGCCUGGCGGGGGACGCGCGGCACGGCCUGGCCGUGCUGGACGGCGCCAGCCUGGUGGUCGGCACCGAUGGGUUUAUAAAAGCUAUUGGUCCUGCUGAUGCUAUCCAAAGACAGUUUUCUGAAGAAACUUUCGAAGAAAGAAUUGACUGCUCUGGAAAGUGUAUCCUACCAGGUUUGGUGGAUGCACACACACAUCCGGUAUGGGCUGGUGAAAGAGUUCAUGAGUUUGCAAUGAAGUUGGCAGGGGCCACGUACAUGGAUAUUCACCAGGCCGGAGGAGGGAUCCAUUUCACCGUGGAGCGCACACGCCAAGCCUCGGAGGAGGAGCUGUUCAUCUCCCUCCAGCAGCGGUUGCAGUGCAUGGUGAGGGCUGGGACCACGCUGGUGGAGUGCAAGAGCGGAUACGGCCUCAACCUGGAGACCGAGCUCAAGAUGCUGCGUGUGAUCGAGCGCGCCCGGCGGGAACUGGACAUCGACAUCUCGGCCACUUACUGUGGGGCUCACUCAGUGCCCAAAGGAAAAACUGCUACUGAAGCUGCUGACGACAUCAUCAGUAACCACCUCCCGAAGCUGAAGGCGCUUUGCAGAUACGGGGAGAUCCACGUGGACAAUAUAGAUGUGUUCUGUGAGGAGGGCGUCUUUGAUCUCGACUCCACCAGAAGGAUUCUUCAAAGUGGAAAAGAGAUGGGGUUACGGAUUAACUUCCAUGGGGAUGAACUCCACCCAAUGAAGGCUGCUGAGCUUGGGGCAGAACUGGGAGCCCAGGCAAUCAGCCACCUGGAGGAAGUGAGUGACGAAGGCAUUGCUGCCAUGGCCACGGUCAGGUGCUCUGCUGUCCUUCUGCCCACCACGGCCUACAUGCUGAGACUGAAGCAGCCUAGAGCCAGAAAGAUGUUGGAUGAAGGGGUAAUAGUUGCUCUGGGCAGUGAUUUCAACCCUAAUGCAUAUUGCUUUUCAAUGCCAAUGGUCAUGCAUCUGGCAUGUGUAAACAUGAGAAUGUCCAUGCCCGAGGCCUUGGCCGCUGCCACCAUCAAUGCAGCUUAUGCGCUGGGGAAAUCUCACACACAUGGAUCUUUGGAAGUUGGCAAACGGGGAGAUCUCAUUAUCAUCAAUGCAUCUAGAUGGGAGCAUUUGAUUUACCAGUUUGGAGGCCAUCACGAAUUAAUUGAAUAUGUUAUAGUUAAAGGAAAAGUUAUCUAUAAAAAAUGA